AAAUAGCGUGGAGCUGCGGCCAGGAGGCAGCUGGUGGCGAAGCAGCUCCAGCCCUCGCCAGCCAACCCAGCGCCUCCUGCCCGGCCAUGGCGUCUUGCCUGGCGCUGCUCAGCCUCCUCGGAGCCGCUGCUCUGGCAGGUGUUAGAUCAGCACCAGUGGAAAAAGAUGAUCGUGUUGAAGAAAUGGUGACACGAUGCAUCGUAGAGGUCCUUUUGAAUGGUCUAUCAAAACCCAAUGCUCCACCAAUCAACCCCUUGUGUAAGGAGUUCCUGAAGAAAAGCAGCCAACAAAAGCCAGAAAAGAAGAGGGUAGGCCAAGACAUAGAACUUGACACAAGGCUCUCAGAAUCCAAACAACUGGACAGACCACCUGAAGGGACUGAGAAGGAAGGACUGAAUGCAGAUGAACUUAAAAGACUGGCCAAAGACGAUGAAAAACGGCACCCAGAGGAAGGAAAGCAAGAGGGGAAAGAUGACCAACAAAUCGCCUCCCAAAGGAGUUCUUAUUCUUAUGAUGAAGCACACGAAGAGGAAAAGAAGAAUGAGGGAGAGAAAAGAAAUGAAGAAGAUGGAAGCUAUACAAGAAAUCACAGUGAAGAAGGAAGCAGAGAAAAGAAACAGAAUGAGGAGGAGGAGCAUGAACCUCUUGACAAAAAGUCACUUUCUACGGUUGGAAGGGUGGCAGAGGACGACUACAAACAUUCUGUGGACCUAAAACUCUCUGAGGAAAGUGUAGAAAGCCAAGAACAAGGAAACCAGGAAAGCAAGGAAGAGGAGGAGGAAGAAGAGGAAAAGUAUCACCACAGUUUUCAUCGAGAAUAUGAAGACUCUUAUGAAGAAGACGCUCAGGCAGAAAAACGAGACCACAAACCAAGACAUAACCACCGGAAGACCAAGGUGGACAAGUCCACUGAAUAUAGAAGACAUCAUAAUGGUGAAAAGAGGGAUUCCCCAGAAGAGUUAAGUGAGGAAGAAGAUGACUUCUGGGAUAAAAGGAGCCACUGGCCCAAGCACUAUUACAACACAGGACAUCGUUAUGAAGAAAAGAGAAAUUCUGAGGAGAUGCAUGACUCCGAAGAAAUGGAGGGAAACAGCAGGAGUCAAGAGUACCUGAACAAAAGGCAUCACAGCAAAGAAGAGGAAGAUACAAGAGCCCACAGUAGAGAAAGUGAAGAGAAACCGCUCUACUAUGAGAGAAAAAAACUCCAUGAUGAGCCACAAAAGGGAACAAGACACCAUUAUGAAGAAAGGAAGAGUCACGGGGGCUGGGAUGAGAAACGACAUGUUGGCAAAAAAUGGCAGCACUUACAGAUGGAGGAGAUUCCAAGGUCACCGACCGUGGAUGUAGAUGAGGGAGAGCAGAAGUUCUACAGGCCAGAAGAGGAGAUCAGGGAAGAAAAACGGCACUACCCUACUGUCCUCGAGGAAGAGCUUGAAAAGAGACGCUACAGUGAGGGGAAAAAGCAUGGUCUUAAUAAAAGGACAUUCCUGGUUGAGGAGGGCUAUCCAAGAAGCCACUAUCUCAUGCAGAACGUGAAAAGAGCUGCGGCAGCUUCGUACAUCCCUUACUACCAGCAGCUCAGGUGGAAGAAUAGGCACGUUGACAAGAAGGACGAUAUGGCCGACCCAUUUUGGGAGAGUGCAGAAGAACCCAGGUCCCGCCUGGACGAGAGAGAUUUCUUCCCUGACUAUAAUGACUAUGAGCUAUGGGGGCAGAAGCAACUUCUGGACAGCCUGAAUCACAAGCACAAUGAGAACAGCCGCCGUGAAAAAAUGCACAAAUUUGACAUGAAGAGAGAGUACAGCAGGAUGGACGAACUCGCCCAUCUUCUGAACAACAGGAAGAAGUCCGCUGAGCUUCCAGAACUAUAUCAUUCCAGCGAAGAUGAGAAGAGGGGACACAUGAUAAGGCGCAACGAGGGCAAACUCAGUCAGAGGCCUCUGACGCAAGAGGAGGAAAAAGAAUUGGAAAAUCUGGCUGCUAUGGACCUGGAGCUACAGAAAAUGGCGGAGAAGUUCAACAAUAAUCGGCAGGGAUGAAUUUUGCCUGGCAUGAUGUGGGUAUGGUGAAGUAUAGCUUUAUUGACAGUAGCCUUUAGUCACUGGUAAAAUCACUGCCAUCACUGAUGUUCUCCUUCCCUUCUUAACAGAAAUGUCGUUCACUGUGCACUAAAUAUAUAACAAAUUACAUAACUGCAUCUUUCUGUUAAAAAUGUGCUAGGAAGAUCAGAUUAGCAUGAAUCCUAGCAGAUAAACAUACAUCCAAGGCAGAUGUUUUAACAAGCGUGUGGCAAUAACUGUGUUUGUGUUAUUCAGAAAUGUACUAUUUGUCUCUUUAUUUGAAAUAAUAAAAACCAUUGUCCAAAA
Molecule: messenger RNA, 2366 nt
Organism: Sphaerodactylus townsendi
Lineage: Eukaryota; Metazoa; Chordata; Lepidosauria; Squamata; Sphaerodactylidae
Gene: CHGB
Product: chromogranin B
Exons: 5
Coding region: 87-2039 (650 amino acids)
Cellular component (GO): secretory granule
Source: RefSeq, a predicted model, not a curated record